CAACGUUUCUCCGAAUGGCGUUUCACCACAAGAGAAGCUCCUCCGCCGGCGUUCCGACCUCCUGAUUGGUGUCUGCUUUCACCUCUUUCGAACUCUUUUAACGUUUUACCGGCUUUUCCGGCGUUUUACCGGCUUUCUCCGGCGUCUUGCUUGCCAUGUCUGGAUCUGCGGCGGCUUCACUUAGUCCCCAUCUUCCAACGGCGCUGCUCGCUCACUUCAGACUGAGGCUUUCUCCGGCACCGGCUUCGGAUCCUCCUCCUCCGCCAGAGCCUCCAGUUCCUCCAGAUCCACCGGAUCCUCCGCUAGAACAGAUCCGUGUCACUCCUUUUCAUGGUUCUCUUUCAAAAUCCGGCCAAAGCUCCUUGCAACCUUUUACCGUUUUGCUCCCGCUCCUCACCACACGGCCAGUUCCGGUAUUACUCCUCCACGUCUCGUUUGUUGGACCAGGGUUAGAGUCUACCAUCUUCUCUCCCAUUUCACCUUCACUUCACUUUUCUCAGAUCUUAGAUCUGAGCGCUUACCGUCAUGUGGCCUCUUCGGGUCUGUUGGCUACUCCUUUUGUGCCCUUUGGUGGUACUCAUUUCGCCUUUAGGCGUUCCUUUACUGCAGUAUGCAGGUUCUGUUCCGGUCUCGAUCCGGUUUCAUUUUCUACCAGGUUCGUUUCUGGCUUGUUAAUUCUUACAGUUUACUUGAGCUGUGAGUUGGUAUUUGCAAUCGUAUGCCUCAUUCAAUGGGUAUGUGUCCCAAUGUUGGUCACGUUUGACUCUUUGAGUGCGUUGGUAGUUAACAAGGCUUUGAUGGUUCAUUUGCCUUGGAUGCGGUCGCAUGAUUACUCCUUUAUGGAGUUUUAUUUUUUACCUCUUAUUGAGGCUCCUUCUCUCAGUUUACCUCUUAUUGAGGCUCCUCUCCACAGAAUCCCUCGCAAUGAGGCUUUUUCUUGCUACACGGAUGCAGCUUGGAUCGCAUCCUCUGGCUCCUGCGGUAUGGGAUGGAUUUUCAAGACUCAAGAUCAUCGAGUUAUCCAUCGGGGCUCGGCAACUCGCCUCCAUACACCUUCGGCUCUAGCUGCUGAAGCUUUGGCCUUGAGAUCAGCGCUGAUCGCAGCGUCUAGAAUGGAAUUCACCUCCAUCAAAGUUUUUUCGGACUCGCAAGUCCUCAUAUCUCUGCUAAAUACAGAGACCACUACGAACGAGCUUCAAGGGAUUCUCCAUGAUAUUGCCUUCUUUAGUCGUUCGCUUUUAUCUAUCAAGUUUCUAUUUGUACCACGCAAGUCUAAUAUGUUAGCUGAUGCGUUAGCAAUGUCUACCUUAUCUUCUUUAACUGUUUUAGCUACUCCUGCUCUGUAAGGAUCGUCUAUCUAUCUAUAAAACCAGUUUGACCAA
Arabidopsis arenosa is the source of this 1382-nucleotide messenger RNA. Lineage: Eukaryota; Viridiplantae; Streptophyta; Magnoliopsida; Brassicales; Brassicaceae. The record is from the annotation of a GenBank genome assembly.